UUGUUAAGAAUGCAUGAAGAUAAUUUUGAUCCAACGCCAACAUUCGAUAUUAAUCCCGCUGAUUUGCGGCGUGGUUUCUUACGGCUUCAACAACGUGUGCAUCCCGAUAACUAUGGAGCAAAGGAUCAACAAGAAUAUACAUAUGCACAGCAGCAAUCUUCUUUGAUUAACAAGGCCUACCAAGUAUUGAAAGAUCCACUUUCGAGGGCUCAAUACAUGCUUCAGUUAAAUGGCAUCGCAAUAACAGAAUCCGAAUCUCUGGAGGAUCCAAAAUUAUUGAUGGAAAUCCUGGAUACACGUGAACGACUUGAAGAAGCAACUA
Molecule: messenger RNA, 322 nt
Organism: Acaulospora morrowiae
Lineage: Eukaryota; Fungi; Glomeromycota; Glomeromycetes; Diversisporales; Acaulosporaceae
Source: the annotation of a GenBank genome assembly